AUGUCCAUACACUUUCAAGCAGCCUCUCUUCCCAACUGUAGGGGCUCGUUCUGCUCAUAUCUAUCUAUCUAUCUAUCUAUCUAUCUAUCUAUCUAUCUAUCCCAGGCUACUUUCAAAAUGCAUGUUCCUAUUUACUUACACUUUUUUUUCUUUCUUUCUUUUCUUUCUUUUCUUUCUUUCUUUCUUUUUUUACACAGAAAUAUAUUUUUUCUAAAUUCUGAUUUAUUUCUACAAGUCUGCUCAUAUCUAUCUAUCUAUCUAUCUAUCUAUCUAUCUAUCUAUCCCAGGCUACUUUCAAAAUGCAUUCUGCUCAUAUCUAUCUAUCUAUCUAUCUAUCUUAUAAGUAUGUUUCCCCCAACUCUCUCUCAUUUGUUUUCAAUGUUGCUCAUUGUCAGUUUUGAUCUUUUUAUUCGUAUCUCUUUCUCUCUGGCUAUGCUAUCAAGUUCCCGCCGUCUCUUUAGAUCACCAAAGCUAGAGGUGACGUCACAGCUUUCAAGCAUUGUGGGUGUGGCACACAUAAUCCUUGAAUGUUUCUUCUUGAUUUUUCUGUCAAUUUUGAAAUUUUUAUUUUCGUAUUUGAAUAAAAUAAAUUCUUUCUUUUUCUUUCUUUCUUUCUUUCUUUCUUUCUUUCUUUCUUUCUUUCUUUCUACGAUAAUUCGUUUACCUUUCGCUCAAUUUGUUGGUCUGUUUGCUUGUCUAUUUAUUUCUUUUUCACUCUCUCAUUUUCUUUCAUACAUUUUUCUUUCGUUCUUUCUGUCUUUCUUUUUCUCUUUCUUAUUUUCUUUCUUUCUUUCUUUCUUUCUUUUUCUUUCUUUCUUUCUGCGAUAA
Molecule: messenger RNA, 828 nt
Organism: Acanthosepion pharaonis
Lineage: Eukaryota; Metazoa; Mollusca; Cephalopoda; Sepiida; Sepiidae
Source: the annotation of a GenBank genome assembly